Mytilinidion resinicola is the source of this 1529-nucleotide messenger RNA. RefSeq lists its product as uncharacterized. NCBI's taxonomy places the organism in Eukaryota, Fungi, Ascomycota, Dothideomycetes, Mytilinidiales, Mytilinidiaceae. The coding region runs from base 133 to 1290 and encodes 385 amino acids. The transcript has 3 exons. The record is from RefSeq and is a predicted model, not a curated record.
UAAUGCGAUGGUCUCGUCUAACGACCAACAGGUAAUGGAGACGACAGUAGCGAUGAUGAGCUACCUACGCUGGAGGAACUACUCCGACGCCCAUCUCCCAACACCAAUACCGAAUUUGCGGCGCCGGACGGGAUGGAUGAUCCAGCUAAGCGCAUGAGUGCUACGGCUGUCUUACAGUCUAGGCAGGCGCUCGGGACGUGCGUGGCCGCCGAUCAAGAGUCUUUAAGAGUUAAUAAAGAAGAGAGCCUCAACAAUUCACCGGCCAAUGGGGAGAGUAAUCGCAAGAAGGCGAACACAGUAGGCGAUCUGUUACCGACCCCAAACAAGCGGAAGCUCGAUCAGCUUAGUCCACCCAACGAUAUCGAUUAUAAUUCCGAUGAUUCUGCCAAAGACGGCACCGAGGGCCUGCGGCCCCAGAAGCAACAAAAACAACCCAACUCACACAAUGGCUCCCCAAUAGAUCGCGAUACUCCAUCGCUGCACGAUAGGACUGGUCACAAUUCCGGUAACAAUAACGGUCGAAUUGUCAGCAACGGCAGCAGCAACGGCGCCGACACCUCGGACCUAUCUCGAAGCGACCUCCUUGAUUUACAGAAUGGCGGCGAUGGCGAACACCUGUCUAGGCCCAGAACAGACAGCGUGACUCGGUCUGGCUCCCCGCAAACAUCGUCUCCAAGAGCGAAGGCUAGAGAUGGACUCAGCGCCAACACCGCUUACCAGAUAGCCGAUGUUACUCUUUACCCUGUGCCAAAGGCCUUGUCGAUUGUUACAGCAAUUGUCCGUUGCAAUGAGUCGAAAUUGCCUCUAGACCUGAGAGAGCUUGGCACCAGCAUUCUCGGAGAGAAAGGUCAAAUCAUCCGGAUAACCCAGGUAUCGCAGGAUUCAUGGUUGUUAUUGGGAUGCCGAUAUGAUGAUGGUGCAUCAGACUCGCAUCCUCGUCGAAGCUGGGCGAUGCUCAGUGCAGACCAGAAGAGCAAUCCUCACAGCGAUGCUGCGAAUUAUGACGCUAACCAUGCAGACAACCACAUGGGCGAAGAGGACGAGGACGAGGAUGCAGACGAAGACACAACGGAAUACAGACCUCAUGCUAUAGGCACUGAUCCGAGGUUCAACAGAGGCGAUAUGCGCUUCCGCAAACGAACGCGCGUUCCGUGGUUGGAGUCGGACGACCAGCGGUUACUCGCGUACAGGAAUAAUAUGGCCAUGGAGUGGAAGGAUAUAUUUGAACUCUUCCCAGAUCGGACCCCAGGCGCAGUACGGAUGCGCUGGCACACGCUUCAAAAGAAAUGAUCCAUCGCUACGACAAAAUCAGUAUAUGUACCCCCUCUCCUUGGCGAUGCUGCCCAAGCCAUGUUAUAUUAUACGGCUAUUGCUCGGCCGCGUCGCAUCGGACCUGCUUCUACGACUUUCAGGGCUGGACGCGCGGCUCGGAUUUUCGCAAGUCCUAGGGCGAUUCCACGUUGUGGUGAAGGGGUAAUGUUGCCAUGUCGGAGGGUGUAGAUAGUUAAACUACUACGCUCGCCACGUCA